AUGGUGAAGCUGCAAGAGAAGCCGAAACCAGUGGAUAUGACGCUCAAAAUCAUCGGGAAUGCAGCGGUCGUCAUGAACACGGUCGUGAGAAAUCCCGAGGAACACGAGACUCACCCUGAACCGGUAGAACAGACCCAUUCUGACCUGAGUCCAAAGGUUGAGACCUUGAAUCUAGAAAGUAUGAUGGAUGGCAAGAAUAAUGCUCAGGCCCCUGAACCGUCAGUGGAUGUCCACUCACAGACGAGUAAUUCGACACGGGUCCAGAGGCUGGAGGCAGAAUAUGCUCGGGUGAUGCGAGUCUCUGCUGAAGAACUGGACCUGGAACCUGCUGUAUAUCUCAGAGAAGGAAGUGAUCUGAUGACUCAGUUACGAGACCAACUUAUCAUGCUCCCGGAAAUUGAAGAAUUGACCCCAGAGUGUGACAUCGACGAAGCGAAUGUUGGAGUUCCGGGGGUCACAACUCCAGAGAUGGAAGCUAAGAUGAGGGGGAUCCAGAAACGCCAUCGCAGUAUCUUCCUGGGGGACGGUAAUGCAGCUCCGUCUCCGGCCAGGGGCGUGGUGUGCGACAUCGACGUCGGUGAAGCAAAACCAGUGGCUCUACGUGCGAGGCAGAUUGCCGCACCUUUCUUAGUGAAGGUGUUUGAGCUCCUGAAGAAGUUGCUAGAGACAGAGCUCAUUGAGCAUUCAGAGUCUGAGUGGUCUUCACCUAUUGUGAUCGUGCUGAAGAAAAACGGCAUCGAUAUCAGGAUGUGUAUUGACUACCGGCUUCUGAAUUUGCUCAUUAAGCUAUCUCGAAGCUAUCUCGCUAUCCUCUACCCUUGA
This is a messenger RNA of Phytophthora megakarya, 822 nucleotides long. Lineage: Eukaryota; Oomycota; Peronosporomycetes; Peronosporales; Peronosporaceae. The record is from the annotation of a GenBank genome assembly.